This is a messenger RNA of Haliotis rubra (blacklip abalone), 1180 nucleotides long. RefSeq names its product DNA damage-regulated autophagy modulator protein 1-like. Lineage: Eukaryota; Metazoa; Mollusca; Gastropoda; Lepetellida; Haliotidae. The record is from RefSeq and is a predicted model, not a curated record. Bases 288 to 1127 code for a protein of 279 amino acids. The transcript has 9 exons.
UUUCCCCCACACAGCAGCUGUUGCCGCCAAAGCGAGACGAGUUCUCUAGCAGGGGGAAUCCGCGCUCAGUUGACGCCGAGCGAAAGUCUGGCAGGACGUUCUCAACCGAAACUGACAUCAACAAACCAUUGUAUAUCAAGUCAUACGUAUUUAGCGCUCAAUGAUCGGUAACACCAAGAACAUGACAGAGGGUGUAGCGGAGGAGAGGCGGCAGAUAUUGGAUUCGCCACGACCCCCUCGGUCCAACGGGACACACGAAUGAGGAGGACCAGUCGGGACAGGAGGACAUGGCGUUCUGUAUGAUGCUGAUGAGGAAGAAGGUCCACUAUUUCCCUGUCUUCACCUGGCUCUUCAUCAUCGUUUCCUUCUUCAUCUGCUAUGGUAUAGCAGUCGCCCAUGGUCACGUGGAGCCAGAUUUCCCCUACAUCAGUGGUUGUCGUUGCAGCUAUACCGCCAUCAAGACGCCAGAGAGAUGCUACUUCAGCCAACUGAUCAACUUCGGGGCGUGUCUGUUGGCCGGGAAUGUAUUCAUUAGAUACCUACAGAUGAAGGAAGUCUUUGCUAAACACAACAACACUGACAGGUCUCACCGCCGUCUCAACAUAGCCUGUCUUGUAGUGGGCUUCCUGUCAGCGCUAGGCUUCAGCAUGGUGGCCAACUUCCAGACCCAGGUAAUGCGGCCGCUGCACUACACGGGGGCAGGACUGGCGUUUGUCUUCGGGAUGUGUUACUGCUGGAUGUCGUCGGCGCUCACGUGGAAACAACGCAGUCUCAUGAACAACACCUACGUGGCCGUCUUACAGCUCAUCAACAGCGCCGUACUCUCGGUCUUCCUCGUCGUCUUCGGCGUCUCAAAGGCAAUUUAUAAGUACAGGGAAACACAUGGCAUGGGAACAAAGUGGGACACUCUAAAGACUGUGUAUCUGCUGUCCACCAUAACGGAAUGGCUGACGGCAACCUUCAUCGUCACCUUCGUCCUCACCUACUACCCAGACUUCAAGAAGAUUAGGUUCUACGGGCCGAGAGUGAAAUUCAAUACAGAUGUUUAUGCACGAUCAGCUGACAGUAACGGAUCCGCUCAUGUCAACCACGACAAUUUAAUACAGAAGAACGAGGACACGGUUUGAGGACGACGACUAACUCCAGGGACACGAGGACAGUGUGAGAGGGGACAUGAGGA